Molecule: messenger RNA, 2559 nt
Organism: Clarias gariepinus (North African catfish)
Lineage: Eukaryota; Metazoa; Chordata; Actinopteri; Siluriformes; Clariidae
Product: extracellular calcium-sensing receptor-like
Exons: 6
Coding region: 1-2559 (852 amino acids)
Biological process (GO): G protein-coupled receptor signaling pathway
Cellular component (GO): membrane
Molecular function (GO): G protein-coupled receptor activity
Source: RefSeq, a predicted model, not a curated record
AUGGAGUCAAUCUUUACACUCUUAAACAUCAUAAUAGCCAUUGCAAAUUCAUGCAGGGCACAGGAAAAGACUUGUAGCAUACAUGGAGAGCCUACAUACCCACAGCUAUGGAAGAAUGGUGAUAUCAUUCUUGGAGGAAUUUUCCCUUUCCAUAAUAAAUGGGAGAUCGCACAGUCAUCCUAUUCGGUUGUGCCACCUUCAAUGAAUUGCACAAGUCUGGAAUUUAGAGCCUUUCAGUAUUCACAGACAUUGAUCUUCGCAAUAGAGGAAAUCAACAACAGUUCCUCUCUACUGCCUGGGGUCUCACUGGGCUACAAAAUCUAUGAUACCUGUGGUUCUGCAGCACUGGGUGUAAAAGUUGCAAUAACACUUGUGAAUGGAAAUGAGAACUCAACCUCAGACCAGAUCUGCACAAAGCCAGCCCAGGUGCAAGCCAUAAUAGGAGAGACAUAUUCAUCAGUGUCCAUGGCUAUAGCAAAGAGUGUUGGACCUUUCAGCAUUCCCUUAAUCAGUUACUAUUCCACCUGCGAAUGUCUGAGUGAUAAAAGGACAUACCCUUCAUUUCUACGCACUAUUCCCAGUGAUUAUUACCAGACCAUUGCACUUGCAGAGAUGGUCAAGCACUUUGGCUGGACAUGGGUGGGAGCAAUAAGAAGAGAUGAUGACUAUGGUAACAGUGGGAUGGCUGCAUUUACAAAAAUUGCAGAGCAACUGGGCAUAUGUUUAGAAUAUUCCCUUCCAUUUUUCACAACCUACUCACAAGAAAAAGUGUUGAGAAUUGUUGAGCAAAUUAAAAGCUCCACUUCUCGUGUGAUAGUGGGAUUUGUUACACCAUGGGAUCUAGAGAUUUUGCUUCAUGUAUUUUCUAAACACAACCUUACUGGAUACCAGUGGGUGGGAACUGAGGGAUGGAUUGCUGAUCCAGUGGCAGUCACAUUGGACAAGUACAACAUACUUCAUGGUGCCAUAGGGCUUGCUAUUCCCAAAGCAGCAGUAACAGGUCUCAAUGACUUUAUUUUAGAUAUAGAACCAUUAAAAUCAGCUGGGAGCGCAAUUUUUACUAAAUUCUGGGAAGCUAUGUUUUCAUGUAAAUAUGGAAUACAGAAUAAUUCAAAGGACAUACGAGUUUGCACCGGUGAAGAGAAUCUAUCUAAAAUAAAAAACACCUUUACUGACAUGUCUAUGAUGCCCAUUUUCAGUAAUGUAUAUAAAGGUGUGUAUGCAAUUGCCCACACACUACAUGAACUUCUUGGCUGCAAACAAACAUGUCCUUCAAAGAUGCAGCCUGAUCCUGUCACAUUUCUAAAACACCUUAAAAAGGUGCGUUUUAAAACCAAGGAAGGUGAAGAGGUUUAUUUUGAUAAAAAUGGUGAUCCUCCAGCAAAAUAUGAAAUAAUAAAUUGGCAAAAAAGUAAAGUAGACCAAUAUGAAUUUGUAACGGUUGGACUUUAUGACUCCUCCCUUCCUGCUCAGAAUCGAUUAGCAGUUAAUGCAGCCACCAUUGUCUGGGCACAAAAUGCACAUCAAAUGCCAAGAUCGAUAUGCAGUGAGAGUUGUCCCCCUGGCACAAGGAAGGCUGUACAGAAAGGAAAGCCUAUCUGUUGCUUUGACUGCAUAAGAUGUGCUGCUGGAGAGAUCAGUAAUGUAUCAGAUUCUAUUAAAUGUGACAAAUGCCAGCAGGAUUACUGGUCAAAUUCAGAAAAAGAUGCUUGUGUAAAGAAGGAAAUCGAAUAUCUGUCCUAUGAAGAAACUAUGGGAAUUUUAUUAACAACUGUGUCCAUUAUCGGUGCUUUAAUGACAAUUGUAAUAGCAAUUAUAUUCUAUAGAUAUAAAAAUACCCCAGUAGUUAAAGCAAACAACUCUGAACUCAGCUUCCUUUUGCUCUUCUCUCUGACUCUGUGUUUCCUUUGUUCACUGACUUUUAUUGGACGGCCCUCUGAGUGGUCCUGUAUGUUGCGUCACACAGCAUUUGGGAUCACCUUUGUUCUCUGCAUCUCCUGUGUUCUGGGAAAGACAAUAGUGGUGUUAAUGGCUUUCAGGGCUACACUUCCAGGCAGUGAUGUCAUGAAAUGGUUUGGGCCUCCACAACAGAGACUCAGUGUUCUUAUCUUCACUCUCAUACAAGUCCUUAUUUGUGUCCUUUGGUUAUCAUUAUCCCCUCCUUUUCCCUUCAAAAAUCUAAAGCACUACAAAGAUAAGAUCAUUCUAGAAUGUCACUUAGGCUCAGACUUAGGUUUCUGGGCUGUGCUGGGCUACAUAGGAUUCUUAGCCCUUUUGUGUUUUGUUUUGGCUUUUCUGGCUCGGAAGUUACCUGAUAAUUUUAAUGAAGCUAAAUUUAUUACAUUUAGUAUGCUAAUGUUUUGUGCAGUUUGGAUCACUUUUAUUCCAGCUUAUGUUAGCUCUCCUGGGAAAUUUACUGUAGCUGUGGAAAUAUUUGCAAUUUUAGCAUCAGGCUUUGGUUUAUUGUUUUGUAUAUUUCUCCCAAAGUGUUACAUAAUCAUAAUCAAACCAGAGAAAAACACAAAAAAACAAAUAAUGGGGAGGGUGCCUAUCAAAUGA